Zingiber officinale is the source of this 1747-nucleotide messenger RNA. Its product is annotated as F-box/kelch-repeat protein SKIP30-like. Bases 385 to 1428 code for a protein of 347 amino acids. The transcript has 3 exons. The record is from RefSeq and is a predicted model, not a curated record. Gene Ontology annotation, molecular function: protein binding. Lineage: Eukaryota; Viridiplantae; Streptophyta; Magnoliopsida; Zingiberales; Zingiberaceae.
CACCACAUCGCCCUUCGCGUUCACGCAUAUCUGCUUUUCGGUUGGCAGAUCGCAAAGCCGCACUUCGUUCGGCCAGCUCCUCCUCCUCCUCCUCCUCCUCCUCCGUUUUCUCAAAAUCGAACGCAAUCGGAGAGAAUCCUCCAUUUGAUUCGUUCAAGGCACUUCAUUGCGGAGUUUGAGUGGCUUCUUGAUUCUGGUGAGUGUCAUCUUGUUCUGAUCCUUGUCAAUUGACGGGAGACUUGCCGGUUGUGGCGAAUUUGCUUUGUUCCACUGGCUUCGAGCAUUGGUUUCGGGAACGGCCGGUUGUGGCUGUGAAUCUUGAGGCCUUAGGAUUUCACCAACUGUUUAGGUUACUAUGUCAAGAACCCUGAGGAGUUAGUCAUCAUGUCACCUCUGAUUGAUGGUCUCCCAGAUGAAAUUGCUAUCCAGUGCCUGGCACGAGUACCAUUCUACUUCCAUCCUCAAUUGCAGCUUGUUUGUCACUCUUGGAGGACUGUACUUCGAAGCCCUCGUAUCAUUAAGACUCGUUGUGAAGUAGGGGCUUCAGAAGAGUUACUUUGUGCAUUAGCAUAUGACCCUGAGAACAUUUGGCAGCUCUAUGACCCUCUACUAGACCGUUGGGUAACCCUACCAGUUAUGCCUUCAGAAAUCAGGCACCUUGCCCGCUUUGGUGCUGCAUCUGUUGGUGGAAAACUAUUUGUUAUUGGAGGCGGCAGUGAUAGAGUUGAUCCAUUGACAGGAGAUCAUGAUCGCAUUUUUGCAAGUAAUGAGAUUUGGUCUUAUGACCCACUUCGAUUUGAAUGGGCACAACGGUCACCCAUGCUUGUACCCCGUGCAAUGUUUGCAUGUUGUGCUUUGGAUGGAAAGAUUGUCGUAGCAGGAGGAUUCACAAACUGCCGAGAAACCAUAACUAAGGCUGAGAUUUAUGAUCCUCAAUUGGACAAAUGGGAGCCUCUUCCUGAUCUCCGACACUCACAUACUUCUGCAUGCUCUGGGGUGAUCAUCGGGGGAAAGAUGCAUGUGUUGCACAAGGGAUUGUCAACAAUCCAGAUAUUGGAUUACGGCGGUAAAAAGUGGGAUGUUGCGGACUAUGGUUGGCUCCAGGGCCCAAUGGCUGUGGUUCGUGGGGAGCUAUAUGUUCUGAGCAAUGGCUGCAUCUCUAAGCAAUACGGGGAUAAUUUAACUGAUAGGGUGGUGUCAUAUGCAUCAGAUUUUCAGAGCCGAAUUAGUUUUGGGAUGAUUGGCGUGGGAGAUGAGAUAUUCAUAAUUGGAGGAGUAAUCGGGCCUGGUCCAAGGAAUCAAUUCAUUAAGCAGCUAUCAGAUGCUGAUGCGCUGAACGUUAGGGUUGAGAAGCCAGCAUGGCGCAGAGUAUCACCGAUGACCCAUUGCUGUGGCAGCAUUCUAGGGUCUGCAGUGCUUAGAAUCUAGUUUUCGAUUGCCAGAUAGCAAAGGACAAGAAGACUAGAAUCUCGCUCGUUCCUGUUUGUAUUGUGAUUGCGGGGCUCCUUUGUCCUUUUUUUUUGUUUUUUGUACUGCCCUAUUGCUAGCAUCAUCUGGCAAUGUUGUAAUGCAAUGGUCUGUGUUUCCAUUCCCCAUUGAAAAUCAUCUUUUUAUGUGUCACUGUAGCUUGAGUGGCUGAAGGCAAGGGUGUGCUUGGAAGCCAGUAAAAGAGAUGGUAUUGACUAUUUUUCAGUCGUUAUGGAUAAUAAUAAUACCAAUUUGUAGGAGGAGAAUGAUUAGUUGACAA